AUGAGUCCUUUUCCUUGGAUUUUCGUUACUUUUCUUGUGUUCUGUAAUCAGAUUGGCACCGUGCUAGCUGGAAUGCUCGAGUAUAUUGAUUAUAAUCCAUGCCCCAUUGGUGCCGAGUAUUACUAUGAUAAUGAUAAGUGUUAUGUUGUUCGCAAUAAAGCGGUGAUCUGGAAUAUCGCUGAACGGAACUGCAAGAAUAUGGGAGGUUUAUUAGCUAUUAUUGAUGAUGAAUACGAGCAGCACCUCAUCGAAUCCAUUACAGGAUCUUACAAAUAUUGGAUUGGACCGAACGACCGGGAAAAGUCUCGUGUGUAUGUAAAUCCUGAUGGUACAACACCUACCUAUUUUAAAUGGGAUGAUACCAGUAAUGGUCAACCUAAUGAUGAUAUUGUCCUUAACGACCAAGGCUGUGUUUGUUUGACUAAAGCUAAAUAUUGGCACGAUGAAGAAUGUUAUUAUCCCGAACGUUAUGUAUGUCAGUUAGUUGAGCCACGUAAUUUCUUGCAGUUAACUUUUAUACAUUUGAAAGAAUUGGAAUUUAUUGACGGUGAUACGUUUACGUUUCAUACCACUAUUAGCAAGAUCAAGUGCCAAGUUCUGUGCGUGUCGUAUCAGAUAUGCAUAGGCUAUUUGUGGGAUACAUUUGCCGAAAACGACAAUUGCCAACUAAUAAGUCCGUCAAUAGGUAGUAAUCUCACUGCCUACCCGGAUGAAAUGAUGUAUGAGGUGGUCGAACGAUGA
Molecule: messenger RNA, 741 nt
Organism: Lottia gigantea (owl limpet)
Lineage: Eukaryota; Metazoa; Mollusca; Gastropoda; Lottiidae
Exons: 4
Coding region: 1-741 (246 amino acids)
Molecular function (GO): signaling receptor activity
Source: RefSeq, a predicted model, not a curated record